AUGAUAGGCCUCAACCGAUUGGAUGCGAUUCAGUUGCAGGGUCCCUUAGGACUUGGCCGCACCUCCCUCGCCAAGCAACAUGAUGAUUUGAAGGUUGUUUUGUCACAAGCCCGAUCAGAUUUGAUUGCUGAAGGAGUUGUAUUGCCGCCUGAUGAGGCUUUGAUGGCGGAAGUGCACCCAGCUCUAUCCGAGGCUACUCAUAGUUGGCUCGAGGACCCCACACCCUCAGCUUUAGACCUUGGUUUACUCCAAGGUGCAUGGCUUGAAGUCCUUGCAGCCACGCCACCAGUGGAGGCUGAAGCAGCCUAUGCCUUCAUCCGUUGGGGUACUCGAGGCUUUGAGGAUGUUCUUGAUGCCAUUGAAGACCUUGCAGCUCGAGAAGCAAUAGAUGAGGCAUACUCGAUAUUGCGCACUGAUCUCCCUCUGCUGCCAUUGGUCAAGAAGAUGGACCGGCUUCAGCAUGAACUGAUGAUGCUGCCUUUGUUGCACCCACAGCAAUCAAGACCUCACCGUCCGGUUUACAAAGGACCUGCUAAUGUCAGUGAACGUUUGCAAGUUACUCGAGAAGUGCCGCAAGCAUACGAAAACCAAGCCGCCCAACGACAACAGUGGUUGGACUCAGGACUUCGCGUGUCAAUGGCUCAGGUGAACACUAUAUAUUCCUUUUCUGAUGGUGGAUGGACAGCCAACUUUUGUGAUCAUACACUUGUUUGCUGGCAGAAGAAGAAGCCGAGACUUCCAUGA
Effrenium voratum is the source of this 744-nucleotide messenger RNA. The record is from the annotation of a GenBank genome assembly. Lineage: Eukaryota; Dinophyceae; Suessiales; Symbiodiniaceae.